AUGUUACCACUUAUAAGCUUGUUAAGCUUGACAGUUGGAUUCCCAAUUGUCAAUACUUCUGUUGAAUCACUUUCGUUCAUCACCGACUUAGGUCAAGAUGUUUUGUUUGAUCAUAUUUUGAAUACCACUGUAUCAGUGUACGAAUUUUAUCUUUACAAUACAAUUGAUUAUUUGGAAGUAGAUACAUUAGAAGAAGCUCAAAGGACUGUCAAUAAACUUAAUGGUUUACUCAUCAAACCUAUAUUGAUCAAAUCAGAUCAAUCUAUUCUUUCAUCUGUUCCCAACGAUUAUAAGAAUGAUCAUAUUCCUAGUUUCCAUGAAGCAUUGGACAACACACCUUCAAUUGAAGAUGCUAUUGAUCAAACAAUUGUUCCUCGUGGUAUACCUUUCUUCAAACCAAAAGUAACAACUGGUAAAUCGGAUAUUGAGAGCUCAGUGAAUGGUAAAGGAACAUUCCUUUUGACUAAGGUAGAUGAUUUGGUUUCCAAAUUCAUCCCUGAAGAAGUCCCCAUCACUCCAUGUUUGGAUUCAACUUUUGGUGAUGGAGGAUCUAUUUCUUUCUCCGUAGGUAAUUCCCAGUCAAUAUCUGCUUCCUUGGAAGGAACAGCUGCCAUAAGUUUCAUGGUAACUGCCAGUAUUACCCAGAAAUACGAGAAAACUGUCUCAAAAUCACAUUCCACCUCUUUUGGUCUUAAUAUCCCCCAAGGUUCUUCUGGUCAAUUGUUCAUUCAAAAUCCCAGAAUUCUUUCAGGUAUUGCCAAAACUACCAUACUCAAAAUGACCAAAGGAUUAUGGGAAUUGGGAACUUCAGCAACACAGAAUAUUGAUGUCUUGGACAGUAGCUUGGAGUACAAAAUUACAUCUAGAGUUUUCAGAAGUGAGCAAAGACCAUUACAUUGCAAAAUUCCUUAUUCUUUAUUAUAA
Messenger RNA from Yamadazyma jaroonii, 924 nucleotides. Lineage: Eukaryota; Fungi; Ascomycota; Pichiomycetes; Serinales; Debaryomycetaceae. The record is from the annotation of a GenBank genome assembly.